AUGCAACAGAGCGCGUCUAAAACCCCCGACCUGGCACGCUGUGGGAUCCGGCGCACUGUCCUCCCUCCAACCGCCUCCACGCUGAAAACUGUUUCCCCUUCCCAUGACGUAACCCCAGCCCACGCCUCCUCCCCAAAUUCCUGCGGCGUCGAUCGCUCCUGCGUGUCGGUCUCAACCAGAGACGGAAUCGAGCCGAGAGCCUGUGCACGCCUCUCCGCCUCCGCCGCUCGGCAUACCCUCAUGUGGUUCGCAGCGCCCCCCCGCGUAGCGAAAGUGUGGAAACACGUGUCGCACGGAAAGCGGGGGCAUGGGGAAGGCGGCAUGGGAGGUGCUUCGUCCGCCUCUGACUCCUCCACAGUCGCCAUGGGGUCACCCCCGGCUGCCCCCCUACCUGCUGCUCCCCCUGGAGUGCUCCGAGCACCCUCGGCUGCCCUCCUGCCUGCUGCACUCCCUGCCCUCCUCCUUGCUGCACUCCCUGGGGUUCCCCAGGCACCAUCGACUGCCCUCCUGCCUGCUGCACUCCCUGGGGUGCUCCAGUCACCCCCGGCUGCUCCCCUACCUGCUGCUCGCCGUGGGGUGCUCGGGUCACCCCCGGCUGCCCCCCUAGCUGCUGCUCUCCCUGGGGUGCUCCGGUCGCCCCCGGCUGCCCCCCAGCCUGCUGCUCUCCCUGUGGUGCUCCAGGCAUCCUCAGCUGCCCUCCUACCUGCUGCACUCCCUGGGGUGCCCCGGGCACCCUCGGCUGCCCUCCUGCCUGCUGCACUCCCUGGGGUGCCCGGGGCACCCUCGGCUGCCCUCCUGCCUGCAGCACUCCCUGGGGUGCCCCGGGCACCCUCGGCUGCCCUCCUGCCUGCUGCACUCCCUGGGAUGCCCCGGGCACCCCCGGCUGCCCUCCUGCCUGCUGCACUCCCUGGGGUGCUCCGGGCACCCCCGGCUGACCCCCUGCCUGCUGCACUCCCUGGGGUGCCCCGGGCACCCCCGGUUGCCCCCCUGCCUGCUGCACUCACUGGGGUGCCCCGGGCACCCCCGGCUGCCCUCCUGCCUGCUGCACUCCCUGGGGUGCCCCGGGCACCCCCGGUUGCCCACCUGCCUGCUGCACUCCCCGGGGCGCCCUGGGCACCCUCGGCUGCCCUCCUGCCUGCUGCACUCCCUGGGGUGCUCCGGGCACCCCCUGCUGCCCUCCUGCCUGCUGCACUCCCUGGGGUGCCCUGGGCACCCCCGGCUCCCCACCUGCCUGCUGCACUCCCUGGGGCGCCCCGGGCACCCCCGGCUGACCCCCUGCCUGCUGCACUCGCUGGGGCGUGA
Messenger RNA from Closterium sp. NIES-65, 1302 nucleotides. The record is from the annotation of a GenBank genome assembly. Lineage: Eukaryota; Viridiplantae; Streptophyta; Zygnematophyceae; Desmidiales; Closteriaceae.